Helianthus annuus (common sunflower) is the source of this 1243-nucleotide messenger RNA. Its product is annotated as protein OSB2, chloroplastic. Gene Ontology annotation, cellular component: mitochondrial nucleoid. Gene Ontology annotation, biological process: positive regulation of helicase activity; mitochondrial DNA replication. Lineage: Eukaryota; Viridiplantae; Streptophyta; Magnoliopsida; Asterales; Asteraceae. Gene Ontology annotation, molecular function: single-stranded DNA binding. The transcript has 5 exons. The coding region runs from base 68 to 1039 and encodes 323 amino acids. The record is from RefSeq and is a predicted model, not a curated record.
CAUCCUCACUCGAACCCUAAAAGACCCACAAGCACUUAUCUCUCAGAACAAGAAGAAGCCUGCAAAAAUGGCGAUAAUGCACCAAAUUUCUCUCACAAACAACCUUCAAUUCCUCCCCAGUAAACCCAUACUAAUCAAACCCACACCUCCAAAAAACCCCAUCUUCACAUUUCCCACAUCACUAAAUAAAAAACUGAACAGCAGAUUAUUAUCAGUCAGUGCUAACGGCAGUAACCGCGUUACGACGUCGUUUGAUUACAACAACAACAACAAUGAGCAGUAUGAGUAUGAACAAGGUUUGAAUGGAAGGGGGGGUCAACAACAACAACAACAGUACCCUAGACCGGAGGAGAUAGAGUGGAAAAAGGAGUUGUGUAAUUGGGUUCAGUUGAUUGGAACCGUUGGUACUCCGGUUGAGUUUAAGCAGCUUGGGUCUGGUAAGGUGCUUGCGUGGUGCCGGCUUGCUGUUAAGAAAUCGGCUACUGAUACUACUUGGAUCAAUUUGACCUUUUGGGAUGAGGUGGCACACAUCGCUUCUCAGCAUGUGGAAAAAGGACAGCAAAUAUAUGUAACAGGUCGUCUUGUUUCCGAUACAGUCGAUAGUGAUGACGGGAAGCAACAAACAUAUUAUAAGGUAGUCGUUCAACAGCUAAAAUUUGUCGAAAGAAGCUCGCCUGCAGCAGCAUCUAAUGAUGGAGACUUCAAUUACAAUUACAAUUCCAACUCGAGCUCUAUGACAACAGGUAAAAAGCAAAAGAAUUACGCAGCGAAUGGUACAGGAUCCGUAGAGGAACUAUGGCAAGCUUUUUUUGCUAAUCCCGUUGAUUGGUGGGAUAAUAGGAAGAAUAAGAGAAGCCCAAAUUAUCCGGAUUUCAAGCACAAAGACACGGGUGAAGCUCUAUGGGUUGAAGGGAGGUUCAAUCCAUCUUGGGUUAAAUCUCAGUUGUCGAUAUUAGAUUCACGAAUGGAAUCUUUUCAUGAUCAAAAUGCUAACACGCGCUCAAAUUCCAUGUUUGGAGACCACUUGACCCCCUAUUAACUUCUCUCUAGUCCAACAAACAUCCUAAAAAUUUGUCUAUAUGAAUUUGUCGUCUUUCGCCUCGCCCUCAUGUUUAUUGUCCAUGCUGGUUAGUUGUGGGAUGGUUUGGGUUUGCUCUAUAUGUAAUGUUUUUGAUAGCUUCUAUAUCAGGAUUUAUAUUUUUAGUAUGAAUGCAUUAUCCAAGGCAUAUGGAACGGGUAAUGA